Messenger RNA from Rana temporaria (common frog), 4661 nucleotides. RefSeq names its product ERCC excision repair 4, endonuclease catalytic subunit (gene ERCC4). Gene Ontology annotation, biological process: resolution of meiotic recombination intermediates; double-strand break repair via homologous recombination; nucleotide-excision repair involved in interstrand cross-link repair. Lineage: Eukaryota; Metazoa; Chordata; Amphibia; Anura; Ranidae. Gene Ontology annotation, cellular component: nucleotide-excision repair factor 1 complex. The transcript has 12 exons. Bases 797 to 3493 code for a protein of 898 amino acids. The record is from RefSeq and is a predicted model, not a curated record. Gene Ontology annotation, molecular function: damaged DNA binding; single-stranded DNA binding; single-stranded DNA endonuclease activity.
CCCGGGUUAGUUGUUUUUGUCCAACACGGGUGAGGAGGAGGAAGAGCUCUGCGCAUGGCAAGAUGGAAGCAGGGGAAGCCAGAUACAGGGCUGACACAAGAGGACGCAGAGAGCCAGGCACAAAGUUGUGACCACAGAACAGAGGGAGCCAGGCACAGAGCUGUGAUCAGAAAAUGAAGCCAGGCACAGAGCUGUGAUCAGAAAAUGAAGCCAGGCACAGAGCUGUGAUCAGAAAGCAGAGGGAGCCAGGCACAGAGCUGUGAGCAGAGAAAGCCAGGCACGGAGCUGUGAUCAGAAAGCAGAGGGAGCCAGGCACAGAGCUGUGAGCAGAGAAAGCCAGGCACGGAGCUGCGAUAAAAAACAGAGGGAGCCAGGCACAGAGCUGCGAUCAAAAAACAGAGGGAGCCAGGCACAGAGCUGCGAUCAGAAGGAGCCAGGCACAGAGCUGCGAUCGGAGGGAGCCAGGCACAGAGCUGCGAUCAGAGGGAGCCAGGCACAGAGCUGCGAUCAGAGGGAGCCAGGCACAGAGCUGCGAUCAGAGGGAGCCAGGCACAGAGCUGCGAUCAGAGGGAGCCAGGCACAGAGCUGCGAUCAGAGGGAGCCAGGCACAGAGCUACGGUCAGAGGAAGCCAGGCACAGAGCUACGGUCAGAGGAAGCCAAGCACAGAGCUGGGGUCAGAAAGCAGAAGGUGCCAGGCACAGAGCUGUGAUCAGAAAACGGAGGGAGCCAGGCACAGAGCUGUGAUCAGAAAACGGAGGGAGCCAGGCACAGAGCUGUCACACCCAGAGACUGUAAAUGGCACCUCUCCUGGAGCAUGAAAAUCAAAUCUUUCUGGAUCUAUUCCAUGAAGAUGGUCUUGUCAUCACUGCCCGGGGGCUCGGCAUUGACAGAAUCUUGCAGAACUUUUUGAAGCUUUACUGUGACCCAGGAAACCUUGUAUUGGUGUUGAAUACUAAUACAGCAGAGGAGGAAUAUUUUAUUGAACAGCUAAGGGCAGAAGAAGUUAGUCAAUUGCCCCGAAUCAUCAACAAUGAAGUGGGCAGUAAUGAGCGAUAUGAUGUGUACACACAGGGCGGUGUGUUAUUUGUUACUAGUCGUAUCCUUGUUGUGGAUUUUCUUACUGACAGGAUUCCUGCCAACCUAAUAACUGGUAUUCUUGUGUAUAAAGCACAUAAGAUCAUUCAGUCCUGCCAGGAAGCUUUCAUACUGCGUUUAUAUCGGCAGAAGAACAAGCAAGGCUUCAUCAAAGGCUUCACAGACAAUCCAUUAGCUUUCCACGCCGGAUUCUGCCAGGUGGAGCGAGUUAUGAGAAAUCUCUUCUUGAAAAAGCUCUACCUAUGGCCAAGGUUCCAUGUUUCAGUGAACUCAUUCCUGGAGAAACACAAGCCUGAAGUGGUAGAGCUACAUGUCUCUAUGACACCUGCAAUGCUUGCUAUUCAAGCCUCUAUACUAGAUAUAAUGAAUGCAUGCUUAAUGGAACUGAAACGCUACAAUCCUGCUCUAGAGGUGGAAGAUCUGAGUUUAGAAAAUGCGAUUGGAAGAGCUUUUGACAAGAUAAUUAGACAUUUUCUGGAUCCACUGUGGCAUCAGCUUGGGGCAAAAACCAAGUCAUUAGUUCAAGACUUAAAAAUUCUCCGCACUCUGCUCCAAUAUUUGGCCCAGUAUGACUGCGUGACAUUCCUAAAUCUACUAGAAUCUCUGAGAGCAAGUGAAAAGGCAUUUGGGCAGAAUUCAGGUUGGCUCUUCCUUGACUCCAGCACAUCCAUGUUUGUUCAUGCUCGUGCCAGGGUCUAUAAAGUUGCAGAUUCAAAAGCCAUUAAAAAGCCAAAGACUGCUGAAUCAAAUCCUAAGCAAGAUGGAAAGAAUGAGCUGGUUCUAGAGAGUAAUCCUAAAUGGGAAGCUCUCAGUGAAGUCCUGAAAGAGAUUGAAACUGAGAACAAGAACAGUGAGGCCCAGGGAGGACCAGGCCGCGUAUUGAUCUGUGCCAGUGAUGAUCGGACAUGCGCUCAGUUGAGAGAGUACAUUACUGUGGGGGCAGAGGCACUUUUAAUGAGGCUGUACAACAAAGCCUUCGGGAAGGAUGAAAAGGCAGUAGAAGUAUGGCUGAAAAACAGAAAAGCAGUCAAGAAAAAGGAAUCGGCUACAGGUGGGAAGGGCAUGCAAAGUAAGAACAUGAGAGAUGGCACAAGUAAACAGAAGAGAAACUGCAAGAACACGGAAUUAACUUUAACACAAAUGAUGGGGAAAGUGGAUGAUGAUGGCAUGACAAAGGAACAGGAAGAAGGCUUAUUCCAAGCGGAAAGCAUUAGCAUGGAAUGUAGCCUAGAAGAGCCAAAAUAUGAAGAUCUCCAGUUGAAUUUACCUUCAGACUCUUAUUAUGGCAUCUUAAAGGAACCCCUGACUGUCAUCCAUCCUUUACAAGGCUGCACUGACCCCUAUGCGCUGAUGAGGUUAUUGCAUGAAAUAGAGCCAAGAUAUGUCGUCCUGUAUGAUGCAGAGCUCAGCUUUGUUCGUCAGCUUGAAAUUUACAGAGCUAGCAAGCAGAAAACAUUAAGGGUUUAUUUUCUUAUCUAUGGAGGCUCUACAGAAGAACAGAGAUAUCUCACUUCCCUCAGGAAGGAAAAAGAAGCAUUUGAGAAACUUAUCAGAGAAAAGGCAAGCAUGGUCAUCCCAGAAGAAAGAGAAGGACGAGAUGACACAAACCUGGAUCUGCAGAGAGAUGUGACUACAGCCUCAGCUACUUCUGACACACGCAAAGCUGGCGGCCAGCAGAAAACCUUGCAGCAAAACAUCAUUGUUGACAUGCGGGAAUUUCGGAGUGAACUGCCAUCUCUGAUCCACAGACGCGGCAUUGAUAUAGAACCUGUCACAUUGGAAGUGGGGGAUUACAUUCUCACCCCAGAUAUAUGUGUAGAGAGAAAAAGUGUGAGUGAUCUUAUUGGAUCUCUCAAUAACGGGCGUCUCUAUACGCAGUGCGUUUCCAUGUGUCGUUACUACAAGCGGCCUAUUCUUUUAAUUGAAUUUGACCCUAAUAAGCCGUUUUCCCUCACAUCAAGAAGUUCAAUCCACCAGGAGAUUUCCGUGAAUGACAUCACAUCAAAACUCACCCUCCUCACGCUCCACUUUCCAAGACUGCGCAUCCUUUGGUGCCCUUCACCAUACUCCACUGCAGAACUCUUUGAGGAGUUGAAGCAGAACCGAGCACAGCCUGAUGCUGCAACUGCAAUGGGUAUAACCGCAGACUCUGAAACUAUCCCAGAAUCUGAGAAGUACAAUACAGGCCCUCAGGACUUCCUUCUGAAAAUGCCAGGGGUCAAUGCCAAGAACUGCAGAGCUAUAAUGAAUCAUGUAAAGAACAUAGCUGAACUGACAACACUGUCUUUGGAGAAACUGACUGAAAUUCUCGGCAACGCAAACACCGCGAAACAGCUUCAUGACUUCAUUCACGCAUCCUACACAGAAGCUGUUUCUCAUGGGAAAGCUAAACGUUAAUGUAAUAGCUUAUUUAAAUAUUUAAGAAAUACUUGAAUUUUACAUUUUUGGGUGAAAUUUAUAGUUUUUUUAAGAAAUAGAUGAUUUUUUCAGGCCUACGUGCAAAAAGAGCUUAAAACAAAGUAUACCUUAUCUAGCCGGCACCUAAUACAUGUAACAACUUUUAUUUUUCUGUAUCGCCAUUUUUUUUCCUUCUGACUGUGCGCUCCAAGUCAUUUGCUAAACCUAAGUCAGAUGGAUGAAGGACACACCCCUGCUGAGACAUUAAAUUCUGACAGUGGGACUUUCAGCUGUCGGAAUACACUGAUCAGCAGCUGACUUUUGUCAAACAGGGGCUGCCACUCCAUUAAUUUUAAAUUUGUCCGGUUCCUGAUGAACCAGCCAAAUUUUAGUCCAUUUGUCGCCAGCUUAAAGGGUGAUGCUUCUGUGCCUUAAAGUGGGCAUUUCCUUUAUGCACGUAGGGCAACGGAGAAAGGGCACUUAACCCCCAUCCUUCCCCAGCAGCAAAGUACUUUUCCUUUUGUCUUUCCAAUUCAACCUCCAUGACUGAGAUAAAAUAUCUGGUACUUCUGUGUAUAGGUAAGCACAUGGAAGCCAGAGGUACCUCAUAAUUGAUAUAGUGACAGGGAAGCAGUCCAUAGCCCUGUGUAAGCUUGACAAGUCUGGCGCUUACACAGGACUUUUUUCGGAGUCCUAGUAACCAAAUGGAACUACAUGAGGUAGAUGCUGCAAAUCUGCAUUAUUCAAUUCUGUUCUCUUCUCUUUUAUUUUAGCACACAUAUGGGAUUUUAAGCAUGUAUGAUUUAUAAUAUUGGCUAUAGAGGUUAAUGGGGUUUGAGGAUCGUACAACAUAAAGAAAUAUUGUGCUACUGCAACAUAUUCAAAAUGCUUAGUGGUUCUGUAGCAGCCAACGUGUACUAUUCAGUGCCUUUACUUGCCCAAUCCACUGCAGAACUUCUUUUAGAAUUGUCAUGGAUAUGUCAACAUAGAAAGACUGACCUGUGUUGUCUUGACCUUGUUUUGAUGUAGGAAAUUGCUAUCAGAUUCAGGAGGUUCUUAGGUGUUUCUUGAUGCAGCUUAUUGGUGCUUUUUCUUGCAAACUCCUACGCUGCUCCUUAUUAACCUUGGAGGAUCUCUUUCCGCAGCUGUUCAAAAUCGGUUCACAAAC